AUGGAGAAUACAGUAGGCUGGUACGAGCGCUAUAAUGUCGAAAAGCCCAAUCCCCACAAUUCAUUCGUUUUCGUUCCGGACUACAUCACGAACACCUGGCCAGCUCCGAACUAUAAUAACCCAGAAUCUCGGGUAACCAUUUCGCGGGUGGUUGAGCCAUUGACAUUGGGGCUGGCAUGUGUCGCUGUCGGGUUGAGACUUUUUUCAAGGCUGAUCGGGUCAAAGAAACUAUUCCGGGAGGACUAUUGGAUACUUGCAGCAGUCUUUUUUUGCGCAUUAAAGUCUGCCAUUGUAAUAGCGAGCACAACUGUAGGAUUCGGUUUACACCGCUACGAUAUCUACCCUAACGAUGUGAGAGCGUUGAACAAGUACUACCUCAUGGGUAUCCUGUUCUAUCUAGCAUGCGUGAUGUUCACGAAAGCGUCGAUUAUCCUGCGGUACCAGCGAAUGUUUCCUCCAGAGGUGACACAUAUUCGACGAACAUCGCAAAUCUUGGUGGCAGGGUUUUUCGCCCUUUUCGUUGUUACCGCUACCCUUAUGGUUAAUACUUGUAGGCCCGUGCCAUCUCUAUGGGUUUAUGAAAAUCCUGGGAAAUGCAUCAACGUGCAGUUGUUAUACAUAUGUAACAUUGCGGGCAACUUUAUCGUCGACUUUGCGAUCUAUCUGCUACCGAUCCCCUAUCUAUGGAAACUCAACCUGCCCAAGCGACAAAGGUUGAAUUUGGUCGUUAUCUUUGGACUAGGAUUUUCAGUUUGUUGCAUAGCCUUGGUGGAGUUAGGAGUUUCAAUCAAACUACACGACGAAGGUUUCUUCGACUGGACAUGGAAAGGACCUGUACUAUGGUCGUGUACUGCAUUCGAGUUACUGUUCGCAAUCACAGCAGCGUCUUUGCCUGAUCUGAAGGCGCUUGUCGCAAAGUUUCUGCCCCGGCUUAUCUCCCACGGGUCAUCGGACGACCAUAACUUCGAAGCUGGUAUAUCACCUAGCCCUAGAGAUGGUGCUCAGAAUCUAGCCAUCGUUAACCCGGCAGCAUUAUCGCCGAAUCUUCUGGAGGGAAACCGAGGAUCGAAACGGCUAUCGAGACCAUACUGGCUCAGAAGCCAAUUAGAAGGUUCUUUAUUCAAUAACUCUAUACCGUCAAGGAGAGGGAGUGCAGUUCCUAGCGCCGAGGGGGAUAUGGGGGUUACAAAGCAAGCGAACGAUGUCGAAAAGGCCGAGAAGAGGGUGACAAGGAUAUUUGAGGAAGACACGAUUGCAGGAUCGCAGUCGACGGUUCUCGGAUCUGAAGUUGAACCGUCUACCUUGAAGCCAGCACUAAGUGAGAUCGAGCUUGUGAAUUCAAACAAAGCAGGCUGA
Molecule: messenger RNA, 1356 nt
Organism: Orbilia oligospora ATCC 24927
Lineage: Eukaryota; Fungi; Ascomycota; Orbiliomycetes; Orbiliales; Orbiliaceae
Exons: 4
Coding region: 1-1356 (451 amino acids)
Source: RefSeq, a predicted model, not a curated record